CUGGGCAUGGCUGGCCUCGCUGCUGCUGUUCCUAGAGCCCACGCAAUUGAAGAGCGUGCCGCUAUUCCCAGAGCUCCGAGAAUGGAACAACGUGAGGAGUAUGUCGUUCUCCGAAAUCAGGAGAAGUCUUGAUGUGCUGACAAUGGUUCCUAGGACUUUCACCACGACUUUGUACACCGUCUCAACUGUCACCCACUACGUGACCGAGGCCACCGUCGGUGUCGAUUCCAACGCUCACCUUGACUCCGCGUCCAACGACACGACCGUACUUCCCGGCAUUGCAUACGCCCCUUACACUGCCGCCGGUGGCUGCAAGGACGAGUCCCAGAUCCUCGACGACUUUGCCAAGUUGAAUGGUAGCUACUCGAUCAUUCGCAUCUACGGCACCGACUGCGACCAGGUUGCUCUCUCCCUCAAGGCAAUCGAGGGCAUGAACGUUAAACUCUUCCUCGGUAUCUGGGACGUCAACUCCGUGGCCGACGAAGCUCAGAAGAUUAUCGACGGAAUCGACGGCAAAUGGAAUCUGGUCCACACCGUCAGUGUAGGCAACGAGCGUGUCAACGCCGGAGAGGCCAGCCCCGAGACUGUUGUGGCGGCCAUCAAGCAGGCCCGUAGCCUGCUACGCGCUGCCGGCUAUGAUGGCCCCGUCGUUACCGUUGAUACCUUCGUUGCCGUCAUCGCUCACCCGGAGCUGUGUGAGGCGUCGGAUUACUGCGCCUUUAACGCCCACGCUUUCUUCGACGCAACUGUUGUCGCCGACCAGGCUGGUACAUGGUUGACCAAAACUGUCACCAGUGUCAAGGAUGCCAUCUCGGGACAAAAGAAGUUCAUGGUCACCGAGUCCGGCUGGCCCUGCAAGGGCUUGCCCAACGGCCUGGCUGUCCCUAGUGCUAGCGAGCAAAAGGCCGCCAUUGCCUCUAUCCGGAAGGCCUUUGCCCAUAACCUCGACGAAGUUGUCCUGUUCGCCGCCUUCAACACCCCUUGGAAGGUGGAGGAGGCUGCUACCUUUAACGCCGAGCCCUUUUGGGGCAUCGAUGGCGCCAUCUCUUCGUCUUGAUAUGGAAGACGAGGACACGGUUGCAUAGAAUUGUGAAAGGCACAGAUUAUUAUUUCUUCUCUGUUGUGUCGUCUUAAUAUUUUCUUUUUCUUAGUCUUUUGAAUCUUAUAUCUUUGGUUAGC
Messenger RNA from Ilyonectria robusta, 1179 nucleotides. Its product is annotated as glycoside hydrolase superfamily. Gene Ontology annotation, biological process: cell wall organization. Bases 101 to 1057 code for a protein of 318 amino acids. Gene Ontology annotation, molecular function: glucan endo-1,3-beta-D-glucosidase activity; 1,3-beta-glucanosyltransferase activity. The transcript has 3 exons. The record is from RefSeq and is a predicted model, not a curated record. NCBI's taxonomy places the organism in Eukaryota, Fungi, Ascomycota, Sordariomycetes, Hypocreales, Nectriaceae. Gene Ontology annotation, cellular component: cell surface; extracellular region; fungal-type cell wall.